GACAAUCAUUAUGAGAAAAGAAAAGGGAAGAAAAAAAGAAAGACAGAAAAUAAUGGGGCAUUUUUGCAAUCACUAAGCUUAUAUUAUCUGCUAGUCUAUGUACUAGUGUCUGACAUAUAUUAGAGGAAAUUGGUCAUGGCCCACCCACUUAAAAUAAGGCUGUGAUCACGUACCAUAUAAAAAUUCCUGGGUUCCUUGAAGUGCUUCUCUCGGCGCCCAAGAUUAAUUGUAAGCAAGCAGCAGUAGCAGCCUGCUCAUGAAAGAAACAGUGAGGUACUUGGCAGGCAUUGCAGGCCCAAGUGGUUAUGGCUCAAAGUCAACAGCUGAGCAAGUGACUGAAGAUUGUGCCUGCUUAUUUCCUCUCCAUUUAACUGCUAUCAUCACUGGGGCAACCUCAGGAAUUGGAGUUGAAACAGCAAGAGUAUUGGCUAAGAGAGGUGUAAGAGUAGUGAUUCCUGCAAGAGACUUGAAAAAGGCAGCUGAAGUAAAGAAGGUUAUACAAAAGGAGACUCCAAAAGCAGAGAUAAUAAUAUUUGAGACUGAUUUAAGUUGCUUUGCUUCUGUCAAGAAAUUUUCUUCUGAUUUUCUUGCUUUAGGAUUACCUCUUAAUAUUCUCAUAAAUAAUGCUGGGGUAUUUUCUCAGAAUUUGGAAUUCUCUGAAGACAAAAUUGAGAUGACAUUUGCUACAAACUGCUUAGGACAUUUUUUGUUGACAGAAUUGGUAUUAGAGAAAAUGAUAGAAACAGCAGCGGAGAUAGGCAUCCAAGGGAGAAUAAUAAAUCUUUCUUCUGUAAUUCAUAGUUGGGUAAAGAGAGAUUCUUUUUGCUUCAAUCAAAUGAUAAACCCAAACCCAAAGAAUUACAAUGGCACACGUGCAUAUGCUCAAUCAAAAUUGGCAAAUAUAUUACAUGCCAAGGAAAUGGCUAGACAGUUGAAGGCAAGGAAUGCAAGAGUGACAAUCAAUGCAGUGCAUCCAGGCAUUGUCAAAACAGGAAUAAUUAGAGCUCACAAGAGUUUUAUCACAGAUUCCCUGUACUUCAUUGCAUCCAAGUUACUAAAAUCAACAUCUCAGGGUGCAUCAACCACAUGUUAUGUUGCAUUGAGUCCGCAGACAGAAGGUGUCAGUGGCAAAUACUUUGCAGACUGUAAUGAGAGCAGCUGCUCAGCUCUGGCCUGUGAUGAAUCUGAGGCACACGAACUCUUGAGGCAGACCACACCACUCAUCUACAGAAGCCUCUACCAGCAACCACUAGCUUGAUAUGCAUAUUUUAGCACUGUAGAUUUUAGGAGCCAUAUUGUAUAUAUAUAUAUACACGUGCGUUAGAUUUGUAUAUGGCAAAUUAAUUACAAGGUUAGGUGAUUAAUGAUAACUUU
Manihot esculenta (cassava) is the source of this 1374-nucleotide messenger RNA. RefSeq names its product short-chain dehydrogenase TIC 32 B, chloroplastic. Lineage: Eukaryota; Viridiplantae; Streptophyta; Magnoliopsida; Malpighiales; Euphorbiaceae. The record is from RefSeq and is a predicted model, not a curated record. The transcript is spliced from 8 exons. The coding region runs from base 257 to 1258 and encodes 333 amino acids.